UCCGGUGAUAAGCGGUUUUAAAUGGCCCGUUGUCGAAGGCGCUCGCGUUAAGCUGACCUGUUCGUGUCAUGGCGGGCUGCCACAACCUUCUCUUUACUGGACACUGGCGUCGCUUCAACAACCAACACAGGAGUUGUUCUACUCCCAGCACACCAUGCGGAUUACCACGGAACUGCACGUCAGACGACAACACAACGGCGCCGUGCUGUCGUGCACCGCUGAUCAGAGACACCACCUGCUCAUUUCGCCGAAAACUGCAAGUGUGAUCAUGGAGGUUCUAUAUCCUCCCGACGUCAGUGUAAUCGUACAGCCGCGACAGGUAAGAGAGGGAGAUGACGUCAUUGUCACCUGCAUCGUCGAUAGCAACCCACCUGCCCACAUCAGCUGGAAGCGGCAGGUGCAGGGGAGAAACGUUGUCAUGGCAACGACGGGGACGACAACCAUCGUCCUACGCAACGUCACGACGCAGGACAACGGAUCCUACAUCUGCCGCGCCGGCAACGACAUCGGCACCGCAUCGGCUAGCGGAGUUGUUCACGUCAAGAAACAAGCUCAAGGGUUCGACAUUCCCGUGGAUACGAUGUCGAUGUCGUCGACCGUCCAGGACGACUUCAGGCCGACUCCUUUUACUGCGGACCCUGAAACUGAAACGAGUAGAGCUACAGUUGAAGAACAACAGGGAAACGAAAGGGAAGAGAGAUUGAGGCUGAUUCUUGGAUUAGCGUUUGGUUGCGGUCUACUUGCCACUGCUGUGCUCAUGCUGGGACACCACUUCAGAAAACUUUCAAACUCUAAGUCCCGAAUAGGUAUGCAGGAGCGACCGUCCUUUGAGUUAGCACCGGUCAACGUCAACAGCGUCCACUACAACCGUCCUGGGGCGGACGUGGAGGCAACUGAAACAGAAGAUGGACAAACACCACAGCAGGACCGAGAGGAACCGGGAACGACGAUCGAGGGAGAGGCGGAAGUGGAUGGUGAUGAUCAGGAGAUGGCAUGUUGGGAAGGAGAUGACGUCACAGAUGACGAAAGACCCCAGUCGGACACCGUUGAACAUCCGGGACAGUUAGAGUACUAUGGCAACCAAGCGCAGACUAUCGAAGAGACAUCUCUCGUGAGUCUGUCGCUCGGAGCGUCGUUCACCAGAGAACAACUUCGCUUCAUCAAGCGGCUGGGACAUGGACAGUUCGGCGAUGUGUACCUGGCAGAGCUGGAAGGCGUCAGCGCCAGCCAGAAGGAUCGACUAGUGGCUGUCAAGACAGUGAAAGUUAAUGCAACACACGAGGCACACGAGGACAUGCGCAAAGAGCUGCGAAUGAUGAUGAAGGUAACAGCAUUCCAUCCCAACGUCGUGUCACUUCUUGGAUGUUGCACCAGCUCAGAGUCGAUGAUGCUGAUACUGGAGUACGUCCGUCACGGGAACCUGCUGGCCGUGCUGCGGAACGACCGGGCUGCCCGUGACGUCACAUACAGGAACCUGCACCCGGAAGGGAAGACGCUGCAGAAUAAAGACCUCAUCUCGUUUGCGUGGCAGGUGGCCAAGGGCAUGUCCUUCCUGGCGUCUAAACAGUGUAUCCACAGAGAUCUGGCAGCGAGAAACGUGCUGGUUGGGGAGAACAGAACGUGCAAAAUCUCCGACUUCGGGCUGGCCAGGGACGGUCCUGAGUACCGGAAACUCACCGCGUCACUCCUCCCGCUCCGUUGGAUGGCCCCGGAGACCCUCCAUGCCCGCCUGUACAGCACCAGGAGCGACGUCUGGUCAUUCGGCAUCUUAUUGUACGAAAUUGCAACUUUGGGGUCAACUCCAUACCCGACCAUAUCCAACAAGGAGGUCGCCGCUGUGGUUCAGUCGGGACACAUCAUGCCAAAACCGGCUCACUGCACUGAUCAACUAUACUUCCUAAUGGAGAAGUGUUGGGAAUUCUACCCCGAGGGGCGGCCGUAUUUCUCAGAACUGUCCUCUGCUCUCUUCAGAAUGCUGAGGGACGAGCAGGAACACAUAAUUCUUACAAGGUUCGAAGAGCAUGUCUAUGCAAACAUGGAUGAUCUGACGGAUGAAGAGAUUUGUUAUUAAGACGGUUUUUGAUACCUGAAAGUAUAGGGUUUCUUAUCUUUCCUUUUCCGUACCAUUGGAAGGCCAGAAACAUACAAAGAUAUAGAGAUUUUGUACUGUUAGUUUUGGACAGUAUCAGGAAAGUAAAAUGUCUACUUUAAAUUGAUCUAUUGCACUUAAGGGAAAAAAAAAAAAAAAGUGAUACGCAUUAUUGUAUCCUCUUGUACAGACCUCUUUAUUCAUCUUAUGUACUUGUAUUUAUUUUGUGAAAUCUUUGUUCAUUACCUACAGAAUCUGUUUAUGUGCAUUUGUGAUUUGAUAUAUGAGUUCAGGAAGUUUUCACUCUGUACAUCCGUAUUGUAUUCGUCUUAUCUAUUCCUUUUGUGUUCUUACUUCAUGGUAGAUUUUCUAAUGAUAUAUGUCUGAUGAUGCACAACUUAACUUCCAAACGCUGCAAGUAUAAAAUUCCCAUCAUUUAACACCAUAGUAUAAUAGAAUUUUCUAUUAUGAUUGAUUAUGCUAAUUAGGUCUUAUCUUGCAUAAUUGACAAAAUGGCUUA
This is a messenger RNA of Branchiostoma belcheri (Belcher's lancelet), 2609 nucleotides long. Its product is annotated as fibroblast growth factor receptor-like. Gene Ontology annotation, biological process: positive regulation of kinase activity; multicellular organism development; protein phosphorylation. Gene Ontology annotation, molecular function: ATP binding; transmembrane receptor protein tyrosine kinase activity. The record is from RefSeq and is a predicted model, not a curated record. Gene Ontology annotation, cellular component: signaling receptor complex. NCBI's taxonomy places the organism in Eukaryota, Metazoa, Chordata, Leptocardii, Amphioxiformes, Branchiostomatidae. Bases 155 to 2071 code for a protein of 638 amino acids. The transcript has 14 exons.